AUGUCUCAAGGAGUCCACAGGAGUAGCAUCAGCGCCACAUCGGGCAGCCACUACGACGAACUCAGCGACACGGAGCUGAUAAAGCUGGUCGGCGAAUUGAAACAGAACCUCAAGGCGUUGCAACUCGAAAACGACGUACUCGAAAGGGUCCUGACCAGGCUGGACCCCUCCCUGCUGCAGGGCAUCCAACAGGCCAUCGAAUACGCGAGCAAAUUUCAGAGCUACUCCUCGAUGAACGUGGGCAGUUUCGUCAAAUCGCAAACUUCCAAAUUCGGGUUCGAGUCUCUGGCCAGUCCAUCCAGGAUGCUCACUAGCCCUUCGAAGGUUUCGACCAGGCGAAUAGACUCAUCCGCCAGGGUCGGAGGGACGGUCAUCUUCGGCACGGGACCACGAGUCAACGUGUUAGAGAGAUCGGAGCUAGUUUCCACCGAAAUGGAGAUCGUGAUACGGAAUCUCGAGAAAGUCCGGAGCAAGGCCGCUAAGCAACACGCUUUAUUAAAAGCUCAAUUAGAAGAGAUAGGCCUAAGGGUCAAUGAUAUCGUGAAAUCAUACGAGCUGUUCGACAAGCAGGUUAUCGUGGAAGGCUGGGACAGUAUAGCCCAAAGGAUUCCCGCUGAAAUCUGGAUACGAUUCAUGACUGAGUGGGUCAAAGCGACCGACAGCCAGAUCGGGAAGCUGCGGCUCCGAACAAGCACCCUGAACACUCACUACAGCAAAUUAAAAGGACAGAUCCAAGUCAAAGAGGAGCUCAGCCAGAAUCUAAGACCCGUCGAUUUUGACAAACUGAAGAUCGAAAACGGAGAAUGCAUUAGCGUUAUCGAACAGAAGAUUCAGCAGCUUGGCGAACUUAAAAAGAUGACGGGCGACGCCAAUUUGAAUCUGGCCGUCCACAAGAAGGCUCUGAUGCAGCAGAACACAUACCUCGCCAACGUGUUGAGAACGAUCAGAUCGAAACAGCAGCAAGCCGCGGUAUUGGAUAGAGAGAAGAAUGUAAUAGAAGACGAAGCGGAUAAACUGGAGGAUAAGCUGGAGGGGGUGAGGAAAUUGAGGUCAGCUUUCGAAGUGCCCGAUGUCAUGGACUACGUGAGGGUCAAAGCUGAGGUGGCAGACCUAAAGCACUCGAUAAAGAUGCUGGAAAACCGAAGCAGAGUACAGCAGUUCGCUUUGAAAUCUUUGACCAGGCAAUUGAAGAUUUUGAAUUGACAAAUCAUUCGCAAUGGAUUUGGGUUGAUUAUGUUAAAAGCUAUUAGUGUUUGUAGCGUUUAUAAUAUUUGUAUAAGU
Bombyx mandarina (wild silkworm) is the source of this 1281-nucleotide messenger RNA. RefSeq names its product cilia- and flagella-associated protein 263. The record is from RefSeq and is a predicted model, not a curated record. Gene Ontology annotation, cellular component: ciliary basal body; axoneme. Lineage: Eukaryota; Metazoa; Arthropoda; Insecta; Lepidoptera; Bombycidae. Gene Ontology annotation, biological process: cilium assembly.